Messenger RNA from Geodia barretti, 226 nucleotides. The record is from the annotation of a GenBank genome assembly. NCBI's taxonomy places the organism in Eukaryota, Metazoa, Porifera, Demospongiae, Tetractinellida, Geodiidae.
GGAGUGGGAGGGGCAGGAAGGGGAGCAUCACUUGCAGAAGGAAUUGAUGUUGCAGUAAUCGAGGAUUCCACAGAUGACUCAUCUGUAAACCAAAGUUCAUACACGAAUCAAAAUACGCAAGCAAAGGCAAAUACAAUUAAUGCAUCACCUGUAGUUACUGAGGCUGAGGAUGUCUGAGAGGGUUCGCCUGCAAAAUGUUACAUCAUACAUAAUUAUACGAACAUCA